AUGGCCUUGCUCGAGGCCUUUCUCGCUUUCAUCUCCCAUCAUCAGUGCGCAGGCCUCGCCGCGGGCCCUUUUUUGGCCAUUCUCCUCUAUAUAGCAUACCAGCGUCUUCUCUCACCGCUAGCCGGCGUGCCAGGGCCCUGCCUUGCCAGUCUGACCAAACUCUGGAUCACAUGGCACUCCUGGCAAGGGGACCUCCACCGGGUCCUGAUCGAGCUCCAUAAUAAACACGGAGACCUUGUACGCAUUUCGCCAAAUGAAGUGAGCGUGGCAGAUCUGACGGCCAUCAAAAAGAUCUAUGGUGCCGGAUCGAAAUUCCAAAAGUCUGAUUGGUACAGCGUGUGGCAGGGACACAGGAAGUUCGACCUCUUUGCUGGUCGCGAUGAGGCUAUUCACGGGCAGCAGCGUCGGCUCGUCAGCAGAGCAUACUCAAUGGAAGCUCUGAAAGACCUGGAGCACUAUGUUGAUGACUCGAUCAGGACGUUCAUGCAAAACAUGGAAGACAGGGUAGGAAGCCCCAUAGAUAUGGGGAAAUGGGUCCAACUGUUUGCCUUCGACAUCAUCGGCGAAAUAACCUUCUCCAAAAAUUUUGGUUUUAUGGACGCAGGCACCGAUGAUGGUUCCUUCGGAGCAAUCGAAAUGGCUCUCCGCUCCGCAGCUUGGAUCGGGCAGGUGCCGUGCCUGUACUGGGUGCACGACUGGCUGAGUCCUGUAAUUGGCAACUGGCUAGGCGUCACAGCACGCAACGGGUCGCUGCGGCAAUUCGCACUGCGCGAGACCGAAGCUCGCAAGGGCCGCGGUACCGACCGUAAAGACAUCCUGAGCAAGCUGUUUGCCGUGCACAAGGAGCGGCCCGUCGAUUUCGACUACAGUGACCUCGUCUCCAUGGCUAGCUCGAACAUUUUCGCCGGCAGCGACACCACAGCCAUCUCGACCCGUGCUAUUAUCUACUAUUUGCUCAAGGACACGGCGUGCAAGCAACGGCUCGUCGAGGAGAUCGAUGACUUUCGCCGUCGCGGGAAGCUCAGUGAUCCGGUAACCCUGGACCAGGCGAACGAGAUGCCGUACCUGCAGGCUGUCAUGUACGAGGCGCUCCGGUGCCACCCUGCUGUAGGUAUGACUUUGCCGCGCGUGGUACCUCCUGGAGGGACCGAGAUUGCUGGAAAGUACUUCCCUGCUGGGGCUGUCGUCGGCGUCAAUCCAUGGGUUGUCCACCGCAACACGGAAGUGUAUGGUGAUGAUGUCGAAGAGUUUCGGCCAGAGCGUUGGCUCAAGGAAGAACACGGGGAUAUGCACCGCUUCUUCUUCGCCUUCGGAGCCGGCGCGCGCACCUGCAUCGGCAAGAACAUCAGCUGGAUGGAAAUGUCCAAGCUCAUUCCAACUCUUUUCCUUCGCUACGACCUGCAACUUGUCGAUCCAACUGCAAAUUGGACCGAAACAUGCUGGUGGUUUGUGAUGCAGCGCGGUAUCAACGUCGUUCUGCGCCGUAGGCUGUCAGAUCCCCUUUGAUCAUUUGUGCCCAUGCGGUUGGCCACAUGUUCAGCCGCGAACCACUCUUUUGAUGCACUUGUCAACAAUGAGC
Molecule: messenger RNA, 1579 nt
Organism: Aplosporella prunicola CBS 121167
Lineage: Eukaryota; Fungi; Ascomycota; Dothideomycetes; Botryosphaeriales; Aplosporellaceae
Exons: 8
Coding region: 1-1506 (501 amino acids)
Molecular function (GO): oxidoreductase activity, acting on paired donors, with incorporation or reduction of molecular oxygen; iron ion binding; heme binding
Source: RefSeq, a predicted model, not a curated record